This is a messenger RNA of Trichoplax adhaerens, 972 nucleotides long. RefSeq lists its product as uncharacterized. NCBI's taxonomy places the organism in Eukaryota, Metazoa, Placozoa, Uniplacotomia, Trichoplacea, Trichoplacidae. The record is from RefSeq and is a predicted model, not a curated record. The transcript is spliced from 5 exons. Bases 1 to 972 code for a protein of 323 amino acids.
AUGGGAAGAUUAAAGCUAACAACCGCGGAACCUUACUACACCCCAGGUUAUAGUGGCUACUGUCCGCAAUUUAAAUAUGAAAUCGGCAGGACAUAUGGAGCUUCAACACAUGAAAUUUUAACCAGCCCAAAGAUCAACCGAUCCCAGCAAGGUGUUUUGACAAAUACUCUACCAAAUGAAGAAGUAACAAAAACAGCAACCGGCUGGACCACAUCUCAAGAAAUUAAGGCUAUGAAGAUAGUGAACUCUAGACAACAAAGCUUCGGCAAUCAAAAAUAUGUUCAUCAUAUGAUACCAGGAUAUUCAGGAUUUGUGCCCAGGUCACAAAAACAGUUUGGUGCACGAUAUGCUACUGCUUGCGAUAGUGCGAUCGCAGAUUUCGAUAUAGAACAAACGCAGUCACUGAGAAGCAACUAUACAUUAGGCCAAGUUAAUCAAAAACGUCAUCCUAAGCUGCGUCUAACUGCAGUGAAAGAGAAAGAAUUACAAAAUUCCAUCGAAGCAAUCUCGAUUAAGCUAACUAGCAAGUCUAUCGCUAAAACCGUUCCAAUUAGUUACAUGGAUGAUGAUGAUCCCAACAAAUUCCAUAAAUCAGGCUAUACUGGUUAUGUGCCUCGUCAGAAGGAAAUAAUUGGUCUAUCAUAUCCGAUUUCAUCUCAUGUGGCAACCAAGCAAUUCCAUACCGAAUCUCGAGUGCGCAGCGCAGAGGCUCAUAAACCAAUCACAGUAACAAGGCAAAUUAAAAGCGCUAGAGAUGGGAGAGUUAUCUUUCCAAAAACUUCUGGCAUUAUGCCACACUAUACUGGUCAUGUUCCAGGAAUGAAGUAUCGAAUUGGAGGAACUUUUGGCAAUAAUUCAGUUGAUACAUUACUAUUAUCAGAUUUAAAGAGAAACUAUGGAUGUUUAUCCAUCCAUAUUGUUAAUACAUCGAAUAUUGCUAUAAUUGCUAGCACUUCAACCAAUUUUCAUUAA